GGAGGCGGUUCUUCGUGUCCUCCACUCAUCCUCUCUCAGCUCUCCCCGCCUCACUCGCUCGCGGUGCUCGGCGUCGGUUCGGGGGGAGCAGAGACGGCUGCACACGUCUGGAAGUCACUUUAAUGGCCAUAUACGAGAAGAAACCCGGAGGACCUUAAACACCUCGACAUUUUUUUUCCUCCCCUACCAACCAUAUCUGCCCGGCUGCAGCAGGACACCAACCGCCUCGGAUGAAUAUCCCGGUGCUGAAACCUUAACGGUCCACAUUCAGCUUACCUGGCACAGGUUCGCCGCCUCUGACCGCCUUUCCUGUUCCGAGCUAGCAGAACCUGGAUGACCUUACAUCCCCAUUUGGGUUUAUUUAUUCAUAUACAUAUAUAUUUCUUUCACAUUUUGAAUUUGAAAGAAAAAUGUGAUUCCCCGUGUUUCCCGGGGAGGAAGCCGAGCCCCUUCGUUGGCAUCUGACACAGCUGUGGGUCGUGUCGUGAAGAUUAACGUCGCUUUUCCUCCGCUCCCCCCCUCCCCGGCUUUGUGUUCAGCCCCGAAUAAGCAACAUGAGAGGAGCGUAACCAGGCGCGCAUCUCGCUCACGUUUUCCUCCCUCCUCGCACAUCUGCGGAGAGAUAAAGGGUAAAAGAGGAAGAUGGAAAACGAGGCUUUCACCCCACUGCUGGAGCAGUUCAUGCUCACGCCUCUGGUCUGCUGGGUGAAGAGUGUGGGGCACUCGACAGUGGCCGACGGCAGCCCGUUAUCGGCAUACGUGGAGCUGGUGGACGGGAUUUACCUGAACGAGAUCAUGCUGGAGAUAAAUCCCAAAACUACGGUGCAGAGGACCAACAAGAAAGUAAACAACGACCCCACGCUGCGCAUUCAGAACCUCUCUAUUCUCAUCAGGCAGAUUAAAGCCUACUAUCAGGUAACAUGCUUUUCUUAA
Molecule: messenger RNA, 933 nt
Organism: Fundulus heteroclitus (mummichog)
Lineage: Eukaryota; Metazoa; Chordata; Actinopteri; Cyprinodontiformes; Fundulidae
Product: girdin-like
Exons: 3
Coding region: 643-933 (96 amino acids)
Biological process (GO): cytoplasmic microtubule organization; cytoskeleton-dependent intracellular transport
Cellular component (GO): cytoplasm; centrosome
Molecular function (GO): dynein light intermediate chain binding; microtubule binding
Source: RefSeq, a predicted model, not a curated record